Molecule: messenger RNA, 1866 nt
Organism: Ananas comosus (pineapple)
Lineage: Eukaryota; Viridiplantae; Streptophyta; Magnoliopsida; Poales; Bromeliaceae
Product: midasin-like
Exons: 2
Coding region: 458-1567 (369 amino acids)
Source: RefSeq, a predicted model, not a curated record
GAGAAAGCUCCAAACUUUUAUCACCAUAAUAAUAAUAAUAAUAGCUUCCUCAGAACCCUAUUCAUGGAGAGAGAGACAGAGAGAGAGAGAGAGAGAGAGGAGAGGUCAAAACACAUGUGUCUACAUAAAAGGGGGAGCUUUCUGAGUGUUUAGGUAGAGAAAGAGGGGGGUUAGGGUUAGGGUUUGUGGGGUUUCUUUGAAUUUUUUUGUUAAAUUUUUUUCCUUUGUUGGAUCAAUUGCGGUUUGACCAAGCUCAUCCACUUCAACACCCUCCUCUUCUUCCUUUCCAUAUAUAUAUAUUAAAGAAAAAAAAUAGAGCUCUAGGAAAAAGGAGCUCCUUGGUUUUCUUUGAGGCACUGUUACAAUUCAUUUUGGUGAAAACCCAUUUAGGAGUUGUUCUUAGAUUCAGGAAUUUUAGAUCUUAAAUUUAGAAAAGAAAAAAAAAAAAAGGUUAAACAUGUUGAGACAAAUUUCUAGUAGAAACCACAGAUCCAAGGGAUUCAAAUUGAAAAAUGCCCUUCAAAUUUGCCUCUUAGUAGUUGUCACCAUUUGGUUGUUGUUCCAAGUUAAGCAUUCGUAUGAUAAGAAGUCCGAGUACGAAGACCGAAACGCGCAUUUGUCGAUCAAACACGAGCGCAACGGUGAUCGGCACGAGGCGUUCGAAAUCGGCCGAAAAGGUCUUCCCCAUGAUGUCCGAAUCGAGGACGAGGUGAGCGAAGAUGACCUCGAGCAAGAGUUGCUCAAACACGACGAGAAUGGCGAGAGCGAUGCGAUCGACGAGCAGGAUCAGGGGAAGGACGACGACGGCGGCGACGAGCAGAGCGUGUUCGAGGAUGCGGAGAGCAACAAGGAGGGGGCGAAUGCGGCCCGAGAGGAGAGCUUUCGAGGGGACGACGUCGCGAGCGCGGUGGUGGUCAGCCACACUGGUCGGCCGGAGGAGCGCGGAGACCACUCUCGCGAGGCGAGGGAGAAGAGCUUUAACGGCGAUAACGUUUCUAGUGCCGUAGCUCACGAGGAUCAUUUGGAGAGCGCGGAGAGCAAAGUCGGGGGCGGUGAAAAUUUGACAUUCGUCGAUUCGACUAGCGACGGGGGUUCAAAGGAUCGCGAAGUGACGCCGAAUAAUGAAGUUUCGUCAAAUUCGACGGUUGAUGAACCGAACAACGACACAAAACCGAGGGUUGAUCCGACUACUACGAAUGUCAACGGCAACCGAACGGAAACGCCGUUUAGUUCAUCAAACAAAACAGCUGGUCAAGAAGCAAUAGAGAGUCCGACGAAUGCGACAACCGUGUCGAGCAACCAGAUUGAGCUUUCGACUAACCUGAAUGAGACGACAAACUCGGGUUCGGGUUCGGCUCGCGACGGAAACGGCACGGUGAUUCAAAUCCCUGGAGACGACAAGCUCAAUACCGGCGCUACUACAUCAUCGGCUUCAAGCGAGAAAGGAGAAGGGAAAGUGGAGUUCCAGGAUGCGACGCGGAAUAUGGCCGAGGAAGAAAUGAGAGAAGUUCCGAUCGCGAAAAUUGAAAAACUCGCAAAAAGUGGUGAAGAGGCUGUGUUGGAGUGAAUCUGAGAGAGUGUUUAACUCAAAAACUCUUUAAGGAUCUUGGUUUUUCUAGUCUCUUUCUUUUUUUUUAGUUUUUUUUUUUUUCUUUUUUCUUUUUUGGUCUCAGUUUAAGCAUCACAUACAUACUUUAAUAUGAGAAAGAUGUAACAGAACAACACAUCAUGAGUUUUCAGGAUCUAAAUGGUAGGGAGAUGUGUUGAAUGAGAUACUAAUCUCUGCAGAAGUGUUGUAUAAUGGAAACUUCAAAAACUGCAGCUUUUCAUAUACCAAUUGUAUUUCUUUAGUAUCUUUUACACAGA